Molecule: messenger RNA, 1788 nt
Organism: Puma concolor (puma)
Lineage: Eukaryota; Metazoa; Chordata; Mammalia; Carnivora; Felidae
Source: RefSeq, a predicted model, not a curated record
AUGGAGAAGGACGGCCUGAGCCGCGCGGACCAGCAGUACGAGUGCGUGGCGGAGAUCGGGGAGGGCGCCUAUGGAAAGGUGUUCAAGGCCCGGGACCUGAAGAACGGAGGCCGGUUCGUGGCGCUGAAGCGCGUGCGGGUGCAGACAGGCGAGGAAGGCAUGCCGCUCUCCACCAUCCGCGAGGUGGCGGUGCUGAGGCACCUGGAGACCUUCGAGCACCCCAACGUGGUCAGGUUGUUUGAUGUAUGCACAGUGUCACGAACAGACAGAGAAACCAAACUAACAUUAGUGUUUGAACAUGUUGAUCAAGACCUGACCACUUAUUUGGAUAAAGUCCCGGAGCCUGGAGUGCCCACUGAAACCAUAAAGGAUAUGAUGUUUCAGCUUCUCCGAGGUCUGGACUUUCUUCAUUCUCACCGAGUAGUGCAUCGUGAUCUAAAACCGCAGAACAUUCUGGUGACCAGCAGCGGACAAAUAAAACUGGCUGACUUUGGCCUUGCCCGCAUCUACAGUUUUCAGAUGGCUCUCACCUCAGUGGUCGUCACGCUGUGGUACAGAGCUCCAGAAGUCUUGCUUCAGUCCAGCUACGCCACCCCCGUGGACCUCUGGAGUGUUGGCUGCAUAUUUGCAGAAAUGUUUCGUAGAAAGCCUCUUUUUCGUGGAAGUUCAGACGUUGAUCAACUUGGAAAAAUCUUGGAUGUAAUUGGACUCCCAGGAGAAGAAGACUGGCCCAGAGAUGUCGCCCUUCCCAGACAGGCUUUUCACUCAAAAUCUCCUCAACCAAUUGAGAAGUUCGUAACAGAUAUUGAUGAACAAGGCAAAGACCUACUCCUGAAGUGCCUAACCUUUAAUCCGGCCAAAAGAAUAUCUGCCUACAGUGCCCUGUCUCACCCCUACUUCCAUGAUCUGGAGAGGUGCAAGGAGAAUCUGGAUUCCCGUCUGCCUCCCAGCCAGAACAGCUCAGAGAUGAAUACAGCCUGAGGUCCCGACGGCCAUCUUGAGCUGAUUACCGGGAGAACACCCCUAGGGGCUGAUGGGCCCCCCCCUGAGUAAGCCCCGCAGAGCCACUGAGGAUCACUGGCUGGGGACCUUCUAGUUGCCGUCGUCUGGACGGGCUCUGCUUCUCCAUGGAAACCGCCUAGUUUACUGUUUUGAAAUCAAUGCAAGAGCGAUUGCAGCUUUAUGUUCAUUCGUUUGUUUGUUUGUUUGUCUGUUUGUUUGUUUGUUUCAAGAACCUGGAAAAAUUCCAGAAGAGAAGCUGCUGACCAAUUGUGCUGCCAUUUCAUUUUUCUAAUCUUGAAUGCUGCCAGUGUGGAGUGAGCAAUCCAGGCACAGCUGAGUUAUGAUGUAAUCUCUCUGCAGCUGCCUGAGCCUGCUUUGGUACUUUUGAGUGAGAGUGUGCACGCGCGUGUGCAUGUGCAUGCAUGCGUGCGUAUGUGUGUGCGUGAGAUUCUUGAUUUCUUAAAGUGUUACUUUCUGUAAACAACAAGAAUAAUUGAAUUUUAAAGACUCAAAGUGACCUAUAAAUAACAGGUGUCUAUUGACUAAAGGUGAUUUACCAGAAUGGGCUUCUCAAAUUACACAGUUGAACCUAUGUCCUCAGAAUUUCUUUUAUGGCCAAAAACAGUAAAUUUGUUAGAAGUAAAACAUUCACUAUCUAGCUGAAGUUUUAUACACACAACAAAAGGAAAAAAAAUGCUAGUAUCUUUUAAGAGACCUGUUUUUUAAAGCAUACAUUCUAUUUACUCUUGAUAAAAGCUGAAAAUUACUCACUGUAAGCCCAUUUUA